AUGAAUAACAUUAUGGAAAAGUUAGAUGAUUUAUAUAAUAUGGCUACUGACUAUAGUGGCGCAGUUAUACCAGAAAAUGUACUGACAGUGUUAGAAAAUAUGUCUCUUGGUCCGUUAAUGGCAGGAAUGUACAAGUUUUUCAAUUGCAGCGCAGGACUGGAUCUGUAUCUUGGUGUUUUAUGCACUGUGGUUCUACUGGCUUAUUUAAUGAUCAAUCGUGGCAAUUAUGAUCAGUAUAAACCCUUCUUUAUUACAGGAUACUGUCUUUUGUUUGCCAAAAUUGCAUUCUAUGCAUACGCAUGCAUCAAAAUGUCAGAUCUCAUUGCUGAAAAAUACCCAAUCUUUUAUGUGGGGAUGAAAUACUGCAAUCCUUUAUACAUAUAUGGACCCACGAUUUUGCUUGUUGAAUUGCUGGUGUUAGGAUUUUUACAAGACCUGCUUUUUCGUAGUAAAGAGGAUGGGACAAGAAGAUUUGCAACUCUGUUUAAGUGGUUCUUUAUGAUCCUUCGUAUUAUAACUAAUGUGGGAUUUUAUCAUCUUCUCUUGCCAUUGCUAUUCAGAAUUCAUUACAGCGAAAGAAUUGCUAUUAUGAUGGUAAUUGGAAUGCAAUUACUCAUUUUCUAUGUCCUACCAUUCGUCGUUUAUUCCUUAAUAGUUCUAAUUUCCUUCCUUUUGACAUCUAAUAAUGCAAUAAUGGUUAACGAAAACCGAGAACACCAAAAUCCAGAUCUUCAAAUUAUACGUUUUAUAAGUAAAUUUUUGGUUUAA
Vittaforma corneae ATCC 50505 is the source of this 768-nucleotide messenger RNA. RefSeq lists its product as uncharacterized. Lineage: Eukaryota; Fungi; Microsporidia; Nosematidae. The record is from RefSeq and is a predicted model, not a curated record. The transcript has a single exon. The coding region runs from base 1 to 768 and encodes 255 amino acids.